AUGGGAAAGGGUCCUAAUUCAUCGCACAUAAUUGAUGUUAAAUCUUGCCAUGAUUUAAUAUAUCGAUCACAAUAUGUUGAGAAUAUAGUUAAGAAACAAACUUCUCAACAAGUUGCAAAAAACCAUAUGCGGUUGAAGACUACGAUAGAUGCUAUCAAAUGGCUUACAUUUCAAGCUUGUGCAUUUAGAGGUUGUGAUGCAAGUCAUGAUUCUAAUAAUCAAGGGAAUGUUAUUGAAUUGAUAAAGCUCUUGGCAUCUUAUAAUGCGGAUGUGGCAGAUGUUGUGUUACACAAAGCUCCUCAAAAUUCUUCAUACUACUCGCAUCGAAUUCAAAAAGAGAUUCUUAGUAUUUUCUUUGACAAAAUACAAAGAUUCAUUCAUGAGGAGAUUGAUGAAGGAAAAAUUUGCAUUAUAGUGGAUGGAGAUCGAGAUGAAUCAAAGAGGGAGAAAAUGGUCAUUGUUCUAAGAUUUGUUGAUAAAGAUGGUUUUAUAAAGGAGCAUUUUUUUGACAUAGUUCAUGUAUCGGAUACAACAUCAGCAACUUUGAAAGAAGAAAUAUGUAUUGUCCUAUCUUGUCAUAAUCUCAGUGUACAAAAUAUUUGUGAUCAAGGAUAUGAUGGUGCUAGUAAUAUGCGUGGAGAAUGGACUGGGUUGCAGGCCUUAUUUCUUCAUGACUGUCAUUUUGCGUAUGAUGUUCAUUGCUUUUCUCGUCGACUCCAAUUAGCAUUGCAUGAUCAGUUGAAAGUUGCUCAAGCUAAAGAAAUUGCAGCAAAACUUGCCAUUGAUGAAGUUGAAACUAGUAAAGGCAAAAAUCAAGUUGGGACAUUGAAAAGGGCUGGAGAUACUCGAUGGGGUUCUCACUUGGGAUCUAUUUCCAAUUUGAUAAAUUUUAUCCUAAUGACUUUACAGAGCAAGAAAUUCCAUGCAAAAUUGCGAGAUUGA
Molecule: messenger RNA, 942 nt
Organism: Camellia sinensis
Lineage: Eukaryota; Viridiplantae; Streptophyta; Magnoliopsida; Ericales; Theaceae
Source: RefSeq, a predicted model, not a curated record